AUGGGAUUUGGGGGGAAAAGGCUUUUAAUAAACUAUAACAAAUCGAAUUUUAUUCGAUUUCUCUUCUGUUCUUUCAAGGAUGGAAACGGCUACAUUGACGAGCAGGAGUUGGAUGCUCUCCUGAAGGACCUCUAUGAGAAGAACAACAAGGAGGUGGACUCCAAGAGCCUGACCGGUUACAAGCAAAGCAUCAUGGCCCUGUCGGACGGAGGAAAACUGUACCGCUCAGAGCUGGAGAUCGUCCUCUGUCGGGACCCCAUGCUGUGAACCUCCAGCUCAGCUCUGUCCCAGCUGCCUGAAUACUGUAACCGUGUGCAUGUGCCGGGCACCCCGUCCCCGUCCCUUCCCUAUCCCGUCCCCGUCCUGAAGUGAGUUCUGGAUGAGUGUGCGCAGAAAAGCACAAAUCUGUCUGUUCUUUCCCUGCCCAAAACCCAAUCACCACUGCUUUCCUCUGCCUACAAACUGCAGCUACUAUGAUGCCCUCUGCUCAAUUUUUAAACUAUAUAUUUAAAAGAAAAAUAAAAGAGUCUUUCUGAAA
Danio aesculapii is the source of this 538-nucleotide messenger RNA. RefSeq names its product calretinin-like. Gene Ontology annotation, cellular component: terminal bouton; nucleus; cytosol. The transcript has 3 exons. Gene Ontology annotation, molecular function: calcium ion binding. The record is from RefSeq and is a predicted model, not a curated record. Gene Ontology annotation, biological process: regulation of presynaptic cytosolic calcium ion concentration; regulation of long-term synaptic potentiation. Bases 1 to 267 code for a protein of 88 amino acids. Lineage: Eukaryota; Metazoa; Chordata; Actinopteri; Cypriniformes; Danionidae.